CCACCACCUCCUCCAGGUGGUCCCCCACCACCUCCUGGCCCCCCACCCCUGGAUGGGGUGAUGCCUCCCCCUGGAGCACCUCUGGGCUUGGCCCUCAAGAAGAAGAGCAUCCCACAGCCAACAAAUGCCCUCAAGUCCUUCAACUGGUCCAAGCUGCCAGAGAACAAGCUGGCAGGCACCGUCUGGACUGACAUAGAUGACACAAAAGUGUUCAAAAUCCUGGACCUCGAAGACCUGGAGAGGACGUUCUCUGCCUACCAAAGACAGCAGGACUUCUUUGUGAACGGUAACUCCAGACAGAAGGAAGAUGCUAUUGAUGACACCCUGAGUUCCCGACACAAAGUCAAGGAGCUUUCAGUCAUAGAUGGCCGGAGAGCUCAGAAUUGCAAUAUCCUCCUCUCCAGGCUGAAGCUCUCCAACGACGAGAUCAAACGAGCCAUUUUGACGAUGGACGAACAGGAGGACCUCCCAAAAGACAUGCUGGAGCAGCUCCUGAAGUUUGUUCCUGAAAAGGGUGACAUUGACCUGCUGGAAGAGCACAAGCACGAGCUGGACCGUAUGGCCAAGGCUGACAGGUUCCUCUUUGAAAUGAGCAGGAUAAACCAUUAUCAGCAAAGGCUACAGUCGCUCUACUUCAAGAAGAAGUUUGCAGAAAGAGUUGCAGAAGUUAAACCCAAGGUGGAAGCCAUCCGUGCGGGCUCCAAGGCGGUGCUGCAGAGCAGCAGCCUCCAGCAGCUGCUGGAGGUGGUCCUGGCCUUUGGGAACUACAUGAACAAGGGCCAGAGGGGCAAUGCCUUCGGGUUCAAGAUCUCCAGCCUCAACAAGAUCGCGGACACCAAGUCCAGCAUUGACAAGAACAUCACUCUUCUGCACUAUCUCAUCACUAUCGUCGAAAAGAAAUAUCCCAAAGUCCUGCGCCUGCACGAGGAGCUGCGAGACAUCCCACAGGCAGCCAAAGUCAACAUGACCGAGCUGGAGAAGGAAAUAAACACUCUGAGGAGCGGCCUGAGAGCAGUGGAGACUGAACUGGACUUCCAGAAGUCUCAGGUUCAGCAAGCAGGUGACAAGUUUGUGUCUGUCGUCAGCCAGUUCAUCACGUUAGCCAGCUUCAGCUUCUCGGACGUCGAAGAUCUCCUGAUGGAGGCGAAAGAGCUGUUUUCCAAGGCUGUGAAGCACUUUGGAGAAGACACAGACAAAAUGCAGCCUGACGAGUUCUUCGGCAUCUUUGACCAGUUCCUUCAAGCUGUGACGGAGGCCAAGCAGGAAAACGAGAACAUGAGGAGGAGGAAGGAGGAGGAAGAGCGCCGGGCGCGCAUGGAGGCACAGCUGAAGGAGCAGCGGGAGCGGGAGCGGGAGCGCAAGGCGAGGAAGGCGAAGGAGAGCGGGGAGGAGGGCGGCGAGUUCGACGACCUGGUCUCAGCCCUGCGCUCGGGCGAAGUCUUCGACAAGGACCUCUCCAAACUGAAGCGCAACCGCAAGCGCAUUGCCAACCAGCUGGCCGACAGCGGCCGCGAGAGGCCCAUCACCAAGCUCAACUUCUGA
Molecule: messenger RNA, 1542 nt
Organism: Merops nubicus (carmine bee-eater)
Lineage: Eukaryota; Metazoa; Chordata; Aves; Coraciiformes; Meropidae
Product: disheveled-associated activator of morphogenesis 1-like
Exons: 13
Biological process (GO): actin nucleation
Cellular component (GO): actin filament; stress fiber
Molecular function (GO): microtubule binding
Source: RefSeq, a predicted model, not a curated record